Macaca mulatta (Rhesus monkey) is the source of this 852-nucleotide messenger RNA. It is a transcript of the gene CCL14, whose product is annotated as C-C motif chemokine ligand 14. Gene Ontology annotation, cellular component: extracellular region. NCBI's taxonomy places the organism in Eukaryota, Metazoa, Chordata, Mammalia, Primates, Cercopithecidae. The record is from RefSeq and is a predicted model, not a curated record. Gene Ontology annotation, biological process: positive regulation of GTPase activity; positive regulation of cell migration; cell chemotaxis. Gene Ontology annotation, molecular function: chemokine activity; CCR chemokine receptor binding.
AUGAAGGUCUCCUUGGUUGCCAUUUCCUUCUUCCUGCUCAUCACUAUCGCCCUAGGGACCAAGACUGAAUCCUCCUCUCAAACUGGGGGGAAACAGAAGGUUGUUAAAAUACAGCUAAAGUUGGUGGGUAUGGGGACCUUACCACCGUCAGAGUGCUGCCUCACCUACACUACCCACAAGAUCCUGCGUCAGAGGAUUAUGGAUUAUUAUGAGACCAACAGCCAGUGUUCCAAGCCCAGAAUUGUCUUCAUCACCAAAAGGGGCCAUUCCAUCUGCACCAACCCCAGGGACAAGUGGGUCCAGGACUAUAUCAAGCACAUGGAGGAGAACUGAGUGACCCAGAGAGGGUGGAGAAGGCACAGCUCAGAGACCUAAAGGGAAGAUGCCGAGGCCCCCUUCCUCCACCCACUCCUAACUCUCAGCCCCAGCCCCCCUCUGGGAGCUUCCCUGCCUUGAAUUAAAGACCACUUAUGCCCUUCCCUGGCCUCAUUCCUUUCUACUGGAUUUACUCAUUGGUCACGCGCUGAGGACACCAGGGAGUCCAGCCCGGGUAUGGCACCCUCGGCAUCAAGCCUCACUCUGCAGAAGUUUCACUGGAACCUGGUACAAAAAAAUAGGUCAAGCCUGCAAUGCGGGUAGUGAGAAGCAGAAAGUGAGAAAGAAAAGCAGCGUAAAGACUGUCUCCUCCUCAACAACAAUACCAGACCCCGUUUUCUUAAUGCUUUCUCUACUGCAAGCACUCUGCUAGGCAGUCUGUAUGCAUUAUCUUAUUUAAGCUUCAUGACAAGUGUAAAAGCUAAGAAUCAUCAUUUGAUGUUAUAGGUAACACUUCAUAAAGGGCUCUCUAUAGCA